Schistocerca cancellata (South American locust) is the source of this 4530-nucleotide messenger RNA. RefSeq names its product pre-mRNA-splicing factor ATP-dependent RNA helicase PRP16. Gene Ontology annotation, cellular component: intracellular anatomical structure; spliceosomal complex. Gene Ontology annotation, molecular function: ATP binding; RNA binding. Gene Ontology annotation, biological process: mRNA splicing, via spliceosome. The record is from RefSeq and is a predicted model, not a curated record. NCBI's taxonomy places the organism in Eukaryota, Metazoa, Arthropoda, Insecta, Orthoptera, Acrididae. The transcript has 21 exons. The coding region runs from base 229 to 3876 and encodes 1215 amino acids.
UCAAUGUUUACAAGUGUGAAAACUUAAGUCAGUCGAAAGUGCAAUAUAUCUUUUGUGAUGGCAUGACAAUAAUAUGAUGUUAAGCGUUCUUUUCUGUGUUUGUGUUUACAAUUUUCUGUAGAAUUUUUUCCGAUAUGAAAAUUCCAAUCUGCCGCUACAAUUUCUGGAAAUAACAUGCAGUGUCACGUACCAGACUUCAGAAAAACUUAGGCACUCAGAAACAUUGUAAUGGAAGGAGACGAAGAAGGUGUUUACAGAUUGGAAGGGAUCACUGAAGAAGUAGGUGGUUUAGUUGUAAAGAAGAAACCGGUUAAUGAUGACAGCGUAUUUAAAACACCAGCUCCGAAGAAGUCACUUCUUGGAUUGGAUAAGUUAGCAGCAAUACGCAGAAAGGAGAAACAAGAGGCAGAGCAAAAUGAUGCAAAGAAGGCUAAGCAUCUGUCUGACAAAUCUGAAGGUGAUGAAAAAAGAGUGGAUGAUAAUGGUCACAGAAAGCACAAACGAAAAUCUAAAGACAGGCACUAUCGCCAUGUUCAAGAAGAAACUCCAACAUACACAGGAGGAAUAUCCGAUGAAGCUCGCCAGAGAUUAGUUGAAAGACUACAGAAAAACAAAGAGAGAGGUGUCCACGCAUCUACAAAAGAUAAACAUAGAGAGAAACGAGCACAUGAUGACAGGCAUAAACAUUCUCACCACCAUUAUAAAGAAAGAGAUCGUGAUAAAAGAAGUCAUCACAAUGAAAGGAGGAGCCGUGAACGAGAUGUUGAUAAAAGAUCUGAGCGAGGAUCUUCCCGUUCUGCUCACAGCUGGAUUGAAACACCUCGUUUUCGAGAUGAGCCUCUCACACCAGUAAUAAAGAUAAAGGAUCCCACAUCCAAAACGAGCUGGGAUGAUGACGAUCCGACACCAUCAAAGUAUUCCAGUUGGGAUCUCCCAACACCACAGACAAGAGAACCAGACAGUGACUGGUCAAUCAGAAAAGGAACAGAAAAGCGCCUACGGAAAGAUGAAACUCCAAGACCUACCCCAGCCCACAGAUUCAAUAGCUGGGCCCGUGACAGGAAGAGAACUGGUGCUACACCUCUGCCAGGAAAAGAAAAUGAUGUACAGUGGUCCUCGGCAGAGGAACGAGAAUUGUGGGAAGAAGAACAGAAAAGAUUGGAUAGAGAGUGGUACUCGUUGGAUGAUGGCUAUGAUGAAGAACACAAUCCUUUCUCAAAUCUCAGUGAAGAUUACACCAAAAAGAAAGAGGAGCAACUUGAACAAAGGAAAAAAAAGCGGUUGUCUGCUCAACAACGGCAGAUUAAUAAGGACAAUGAACUCUGGGAAAGAAAUCGAAUGCUGACAAGUGGUGUUGUACAGUCUGUGGACGUGGAUGAAGAUUUUGAUGAAGAAAACAUCGACCGAGUUCAUUUAUUGGUGCACAACAUUGUGCCUCCAUUCCUUGACGGCCGUAUUGUUUUUACAAAACAACCAGAGCCAGUAGUUCCAGUGAAGGAUCCCACAUCAGAUAUGGCAAUGGUAGCAAGGAAAGGUUCAAAUUUAGUUAAAAUUUUUAGAGAACAAAAAGAAAGACGAAAAGCACAGAAGAAGCAUUGGGAGCUUGCAGGAACAACAAUAGGAAACAUCAUGGGUGUUCAGAAGACAGAUGAAAAGGACAUACGACAAAAUGAAAAUGAUGAAACGGAUUAUAAAACUGAUCAAAAGUUUGCAGAACACAUGCAAAAUGCUACUCAGGCAACAAGUGAAUUUGCGAAGAAAAAAUCUAUACUCCAGCAGAGACGAUACUUACCUGUUUUUGCAGUGCGGCAAGAGCUACUUAAUGUAAUCCGAGAGAAUAAUGUAGUGAUAAUUAUUGGUGAAACUGGCAGUGGGAAAACAACUCAAUUAACUCAGUAUCUUCAUGAGGAUGGUUACAGUAAAUAUGGAAUGAUUGGCUGCACGCAGCCUCGUCGAGUUGCAGCAAUGUCUGUAGCCAAGAGAGUCUCAGAUGAAAUGGGCACGCACCUUGGAGAAGAAGUGGGAUAUGCAAUCCGUUUUGAGGAUUGCACAUCAGAGAAAACUAUUAUAAAAUACAUGACAGACGGUAUACUGUUGCGAGAGUCUCUACGGGAGUCAGAUCUAGACAACUACAGUGCAAUUAUAAUGGAUGAAGCACAUGAACGCUCUCUCAGCACAGAUGUGCUAUUUGGUCUCUUACGUGAGGUUGUUGCUAGGAGACAUGAUCUAAAAUUGAUAGUUACCUCAGCUACUAUGGAUGCUACAAAAUUUUCUACAUUUUUUGGUAAUGUCCCAACAUUCACGAUCCCGGGAAGAACAUUUCCUGUGGAAAUUUUCUUCAGCAAAAACCCAGUGGAAGAUUAUGUUGAUGCUGCUGUGAAGCAAGCUCUACAGAUUCAUCUGCAGCCAAACGAAGGAGAUAUCCUCAUUUUUAUGCCUGGGCAGGAGGAUAUUGAGGUAACGUGUGAAGUUCUUGCUGAGAGACUUGGGGAAAUAGAUAAUGCUCCUCAGCUUUCUGUUCUUCCAAUUUAUUCGCAACUGCCAUCAGAUCUGCAAGCAAAGAUCUUCCAGAGAUCACCAGAAGGACUCAGGAAGUGUGUUGUUGCAACCAAUAUUGCAGAAACUUCACUGACAGUGGAUGGAAUAAUGUAUGUGGUAGAUUCAGGUUACUGCAAACUGAAAGUCUACAAUCCUCGUAUUGGUAUGGAUGCUCUACAAAUAUAUCCUAUUAGCCAGGCCAAUGCCAAUCAGCGAUCAGGUCGGGCGGGAAGAACAGGCCCAGGCCAAUGCUUCAGGUUAUAUACAGAAAGGCAGUAUAAAGAUGAACUGCUUGUUACAACUGUCCCAGAGAUCCAGAGGACCAACCUUGCAAAUACAGUGUUGCUUUUAAAAUCUCUUGGUGUUCAAGAUUUGUUGCAGUUUCAUUUCAUGGAUCCACCACCUCAGGACAACAUUUUGAAUUCAUUGUACCAGCUGUGGAUUUUAGGAGCACUAGAUCACACUGGUUCUCUUACACCUCUUGGAAGACAAAUGGCAGAAUUUCCACUUGAUCCUCCUCAGUGUCAAAUGCUCAUUGUAUCUUGUGAAAUGGGUUGCUCAGCUGAUAUACUUAUUAUUGUUUCCAUGCUGUCUGUGCCAUCAAUUUUUUAUCGCCCCAAAGGACGCGAAGAAGAAGCUGAUGCAGUGAGAGAGAAAUUCCAGGUUCCAGAAUCAGAUCACCUGACCUAUCUCAAUGUCUACAAUCAAUGGAAAAGCAACAAUUACUCAGCAGCUUGGUGCAAUGAUCACUUUAUACACGUUAAAGCCAUGCGUAAAGUUCGUGAAGUUCGUCAGCAACUGAAAGAUAUAUUAGAACAACAAAAAAUUGAAGUUGUUUCAUGUGGAACAGACUGGGAUAUAAUAAGGAAAUGCAUUUGCUCAGCAUAUUUCCACCAGGCAGCAAGACUUAAAGGCAUUGGUGAAUAUGUAAAUUGUCGUACAGGAAUGCCUUGCCAUUUGCAUCCAACAUCAGCUUUAUUUGGAAUGGGUUUUACACCAGAUUAUGUAGUUUACCAUGAACUUAUUAUGACUGCAAAGGAGUACAUGCAGUGUGUUACUGCUGUGGAUGGCCACUGGCUGGCAGAAUUGGGCCCUAUGUUCUUUUCCGUGAAGGAGACAGGUCGCUCAGGAAGAGCCAAGAGACGACAAGCUCUGGAGCAUCUUCAAGAAAUGGAAAGUCAAAUGAAAAUUGCACAGGAAGAGAUCAGACUGCGCAAGGAAGAAGAGGAACGAAAAUUGCAAGCAGCAUCAAAAGCUGGUGAAAUUGUUACACCUGGCCUUCGAGAACCUGGUACACCUGCGACACCUAGAAGAACCCCAGCACGGUUUGGUCUUUGAUGGAGUAAAGCGAAUAGUUCCUGAUUAAUAUUCAAGGAUAAAAUGUUUUUUUUGCCAUUGCUGAAGGUGUUUUGUUUUCUUAUAUUUCAUUUAUUAAGACAUUUUUCAUUGACAUCUCAAGAGUCCUGUGAUUGUAUUAAACUUUUAGCAGGUCACAGCUGUGUUCAGAAAAUGAAGUACUACACUGUUAUUGACCUAUUUGUUAGUCACCAUGUUUGCAUUAUUGUACAAAAUGGGCAUUCAAGUAAACAUAUUAUUUUUUUACGUGUGUAUAACAAAACCAUUACUAAACAUAAUUGUUUUAGAUAGCCUUCUCUUGAAUGGCACAUGGAACAUGGUGACUCAAAAGCAUAGAAUCCUCAUGAAUUUUAUUUUAAGAAAGAUAGUGAUGUAAAAUUUUGUAUAUUUGAUAUGUUUGUUUAGCUCUUGGAGAAGUUUAUAAUUUAAAAUUACCAUGUAAAGAAAAGAUGUACAUUAUUAGAUUUAAAUAGAAUUUGUGAAUAUAAUGUCACAAUAGAUUAUGUACAUGUACAUGUGCAUGUUUUUAAGGGACAUACAUGGAAACUGAUUAAAAAAAAUAGUUGGCUAUCUACAAAUGUGCAGUAUUCCUUUAGUAACACAGAACUUGUGUGUUACUAUUUCAUCAUAGCAGUG